GUGCAUUUUCUAGAGAGAGAGAGUUUAGAGAGAGAAAGUGAUGGACGGAAGAGGAGGGUGCUGUAUCGCGCGGUGCGCCGGUGGUGGUGGUGCUGCUGCGUACGAUAUGUCAAAGGUCGACCGUAUAAUGCUUAGAUUCCGACCGAUCGCGCCAAAACCAGCCACCAGUGGGUCAGUUUCCGGCGGUUCUCCGCCGGGGAACAACGAAGUGUACGUCAGAAGUGGACGAUGCAAGAGAAGGUACGUCAAAGAUUCUAACAACAGAAGGUCUUAUCAUAACAGAAAAAGAAAGGCGUCUUCGGAGGAAACUGACAAAACCACCAGCGGUGGGUCAGAUUCCAGCGGCGACACGGUGGUGACACUGCCGUUGUCGCCGGAGAUUCCGGACCGGAAAGUAUCUCCGGCGAGGAAAAGUGGACCGAUGUGGUUGAGCUUUAACAAUCACGGGGUUAUGGAUGAUGAUGAUAAUGAUAAUGAUGAUCGUGUGGUGGUGGGAAAGGGUUUAGAUCGGACGGCGGUGGUGGCGCCGCGGCCGGUGAGGGUGGUGGGGACGGUGGUGACGGUGGAGUGCGUGACGGACACGUGGGUGGAAGGGGAUGGGCUGGGGUGUACGGACGAGGAGAGGAUGAUGAAUCUGGAGAGGGACACGUGUCCGGGGUUUGUAUCGGACGGUUUGGAUCUGGUGGGGUGGGCCAAUGGGGCGUACAAGGAUAUGGUGGGCCAGGGUGGUGGUGGAGAGGCGGUGGUGGUGUGGUUGGUGAUGAAAGAGAGAGUGCCGGUGGGAUUCCCUGCGUUCACGUGCAGGGUGAGGCUGCAGAUGGAGAAGAGAUCACUGACGUUGCCGUGUGAUGUGUGGAGGAUGGACGGUGGAGGUUGUGCAUGGAGGUUGGACGUCAAGGCUGCGCUGAGUUUGGGUCGGUAGAAUAUAAGUAGUUAUCUAAAAAAACCUAAUCAGAACCGUCCACGUCUUAGAUCUAGAUGAUCAACAGCCUUAAAAUUGUGAAUAUUUUUGCUGUUUGUGGCCUUUUAGCUGGCUCUCCCUACGCAUAUCGAUAUGUGUGUUGGUGUUUAUUUAUACAUUUUGUUCAGAUGCAAAUUUGACAGUAAUCAUGUUAUCUUUCUUCCC
This is a messenger RNA of Cornus florida, 1126 nucleotides long. RefSeq lists its product as uncharacterized. The coding region runs from base 41 to 922 and encodes 293 amino acids. The transcript has a single exon. The record is from RefSeq and is a predicted model, not a curated record. NCBI's taxonomy places the organism in Eukaryota, Viridiplantae, Streptophyta, Magnoliopsida, Cornales, Cornaceae.